CACGUCCAAAAGAUCGACAGAAGGACUCUCACUGUGGCGGUCACAAUGCAUGUUCCUUUAGUGCUCGCACUACUAUUUGCUCAGUUUGUGCUGGUUUUCAACCAAGAACUUUUUCCGAAUCUGACGAGACCCGUGAGCCAUAAGAGAAAUGUAACGAUUGUUCAGAGAAAUUACACCAAGCAAGAGUGGAGACAGAUCCAGAAGAACCUUAAGCCUAAGCCGGAUGUUAUCAAAGGAAAACCAAUUGUUCAGCCUCGUGGUGCAGGACGUCUGGCAGCUAAAGUGAAUCCAUUUCUGUAUGGUGGCAGCUCCGCAAAACCAGGACAGUUUCCGUGGCAUGUUAUUAUUGCUUUUUAUUCUUGGUCCGACGGUGCCCUUUGUGGUGGUUCUCUAAUUAUGCCAAAUUUCGUCCUUACUACUGCCGCGUGCAUAAAUACGACUAUCCCCCCACAAAAUCACUUUUUAGGUUUUGGUGCAGUAAGCCUGAGUGUUUACACGCCGGGAAGCCAGCUCAGGUUAGGUUCAGCAUUGUACACUCAUCCACAGUUCAACUCAACCUAUUUAACAAAUAACGUCGGUCUAAUUCGAUUCGACACUCCUUUAACUUUAUCAGACACGAUCAACCUGAUUGCUCUUCCUUCCCUGAGAGACGCUACCAAAACUUUUGAAGGUAUUCAAGGAGUCCUUUCAGGGUUUGGUUUCGAACAAUUUGGCGAAUGGAAUGGACCUAAUAGCACUUUAAAGUAUGUCUUACAACCAGUCGUAUCCAGCGAGUUAUGUGUUAAGCAAUAUGGCACUCAAUGGUACACGAACAGAAACCUAUGCAUCUUAGAAUCAAAUGCACUUUCUAAAGGACCUUGCUGGUUUGAUGAGGGUGGUGCCUUGGUGCAUAACAUCAGUAAUGUCUGGGUGCAAAUCGGAAUCUAUUCGUAUUCUCCAACACAUUACUGCGGAUUUAAAGAAAAUUUAACGUCGACUUACGUUCGAGUUACUUCACAUCUAGGAUGGAUUUCUACAAUUGUUGUUCAGGACUAUGAGAAUGCCACAACUACAUCGACUUCAACAUCCACUUCAACGUCCACUUCAACAUCCACUUCAACAUCCACUUCAACGUCCACUUCAACAUCAACUUCCACCUCAACCUCGACAACCACAACGUCCACAACAACAACGCCGCCGAAGUCAACAAUCUUAUGCUCAACAGCUAACUUCACUAGUGGAUUAAGCUGUUGCAACAAACCAACUAAUACCCUUGUACCAUACGUCGCCAGCCAAAGAAUAUGCAGUGCAACAUCAGCAAAUGACCAUGUACCGUUCAACGUGUACGCACUGAACAUUUGUCAAGCAAAAAUAAACAAACCUAUCAACUCAAUGAACUUUAACGACAAAAUCUUAAUGGCUCUUUUGGCCCCAAAAGCAUGCUUUGUCAACUGUUUCCUCACUACAAAAGGCAUAAUGAAUUCCGCCACAUCGUCUGUUAACUUGGUAUUAUUAUCGAAGCUCCUCACAGCGCAGCAGACUGACACAACUUGGAUCGCAAAAAUCAACCAAGCAGUGACAGUCUGCUCCAAAGACGUAGCCAAGCUCAGUAUUCCCAAAUUUUCCACUUUACUUGGCUCAAAAUGUAAUGGAACUGCAGUAGUUCUGCUCCAGUGUGUCGUCUAUAAAUUGAUACAGAGCUGCCCAUCAAGAUCGACUACCACUACUUGCUCACAGAUGUAUUCUGGAUUUGACCAAUGCGCACCUAACGCGUUUUCCCCAUUCAUCUCGACUGGAGCAAGGCAGGGAGCUCAUAUAACGAGCGAGCAAAAGCAAUUUCAACUAGAACACGAACUCAACAUCCUAGGUGACGAUUUAAAUUAUUUUUAAUAGUUUCUCUCUGCUAUUGAUAAUCUAUUAUUGAAAAUUCGGCUCACUAUCGGCGAAAAUAAAUGUUUUUGUGGUUAAAUCAGUUCAAUGUGUUGCACACCAAUAAAAAAUUCAAUUGGAA
This is a messenger RNA of Cloeon dipterum, 1990 nucleotides long. RefSeq lists its product as uncharacterized. The record is from RefSeq and is a predicted model, not a curated record. Gene Ontology annotation, molecular function: serine-type endopeptidase activity. Lineage: Eukaryota; Metazoa; Arthropoda; Insecta; Ephemeroptera; Baetidae. Gene Ontology annotation, biological process: proteolysis. The coding region runs from base 46 to 1869 and encodes 607 amino acids. The transcript is spliced from 14 exons.